AUGGCGCCGCUGAUGGGUCAGGCGGCGGGAAUCCCGGCCGUGUGCUUCAGGAGUCACAACGUCGGCUUCCCAGAAUCCUCCAUGAGGGCCUCCCGGGUUUCCCAGGUAAAAGCCAACACAAGUGUCCUGACGCUUAGAUGUUUAGAUGAACACGGCCGAGCCUCCAAUAGCUGCUGGGCCCUCCCCUUCGCCAAGCAGGUGCCAAUCACCCGCCCAGGGCCCGAGGAGCCGCUGGAAUCCUACCCGGUCCAGGCCCGGAGCACCCAAGGCUGA
This is a messenger RNA of Rangifer tarandus platyrhynchus (Svalbard reindeer), 273 nucleotides long. NCBI's taxonomy places the organism in Eukaryota, Metazoa, Chordata, Mammalia, Artiodactyla, Cervidae. The record is from the annotation of a GenBank genome assembly.